This is a messenger RNA of Drosophila elegans, 1301 nucleotides long. RefSeq names its product DNA damage-regulated autophagy modulator protein 1. The record is from RefSeq and is a predicted model, not a curated record. The transcript is spliced from 4 exons. The coding region runs from base 137 to 877 and encodes 246 amino acids. Lineage: Eukaryota; Metazoa; Arthropoda; Insecta; Diptera; Drosophilidae.
ACUGCUAUAGACCCAAACAUUUCGUUCUCUUGUUCGGUUUGUUUUUAUUGCAGCGCAAUUGGAGAAUUAAGUUUGUUGUGGUCAUUGCUGGAGUACAUCGCCCACACCCGCCCGCAUCCACCGCAAUCUUAUCGCGAUGUCGCGGGUUUAUCUGCUGCCGGUGGCCACGUACCUGAUCUUCCAGGUGACCUUUAUUGGCACAUACAUUUUUGCCGUGCUGGAGGGACAUGUGGUGCCCACGGUGCCCUACAUUAGCGAUGCAGCCACAUAUUCGCCGGAGAGUUGCGUGUUUGGGCAGCUAAUCAACAUCGGCAGUGUUCUGUUGGGAAUCACCAUCUAUGUGCGCUACCGCCAUGUGCUGCAGCUGUACGAACACCAUCCCGAUCUGGACGCUUCAGUGCUCCGCCAGAACCGGCUGGCUCUGUGGUUCGGACUGGUGUCCUGCCUGGGCAUCAGCUUUGUGGGCAACUUCCAGGAGACAAACGUGCGGAUUGUGCACUUCAUCGGGGCCUUCUGCUGCUUCGGAUGCGGCACCUUGUACUUCUGGAUGCAGGCGCUGAUCUCGUAUCUGAUCUUCCCCAUGUCGGGCUCUCGCAUCUUCGCCCACCUGCGGCUGGGCAUGUCCGUGGUCUGCACGAUCCUGUUCAUCCUGCUGGCGGUCACCGGGGUGAUGUCGCACAUCCUGUUCAAAGGACAGAAUCCGCGGAAGUGGUACCCCUCGGACGGCGGCUGGUACUUCCACGUGGUCAGCACCAUUUCGGAGUGGAUCAUUGCCACCAUCUUCAGCUUCUUCAUCCUCUCCUUCACGCAGGAGUUCCGCGACGUGUCGCUGUCGCAUCCCCAGGUCGCCCUGAUGUCCUACGCGACAACCAUCUAGAUGAAAGCCUCCUAGUCUUAGAGUAGAGAUCUUGCGCUGGACUAGCCAGCUAUUGAUUCCUUUGCCAGCUUCAACAUUUUAUGUAUAAUCCCAGGCGGCAAGGGCACGGCUUUCGAGGAUAAUGCUUUUGUCGUUUGUCCGGAGACUCUGCACUGCGACCGCCGCUCGACUGACUGCCUUCUCUUUCGCCUGCUCUUUCUCUGUCGGAUUGCUGUGAUAUGUGCAAAGUGUUGCCCAAAGAUGGGGAGCCGGUCGACCCGAGUGGAAGUGGCAGGCAGCUGCUUGAUUGAAGAGUUACAUUUAUUGUUUACCCGAGUUCGUUUUUACAUUAUACAUUACAAUUACUAAAUCGAACUAAUCGGUAGAAAUGAUCUGUAAAUCUGUAAAAAUACAAAGCAAUGAAAUAAAAUGAAAAGAAAAGGAG